Molecule: messenger RNA, 2485 nt
Organism: Schistocerca americana (American grasshopper)
Lineage: Eukaryota; Metazoa; Arthropoda; Insecta; Orthoptera; Acrididae
Gene: Sil1
Product: nucleotide exchange factor SIL1
Exons: 6
Coding region: 764-2188 (474 amino acids)
Molecular function (GO): protein binding
Source: RefSeq, a predicted model, not a curated record
GUUUGUACAUCACAAAAUAUAAAUGCAAGUUUUGGCGAGCGAAGAUUGGAAUAAGACUUAAAAUAAAACUGCCAAUAACGAGCUCAUAUGAUUACUGUUAAUUAUUACCUCUGCUCAAACAACGUUAUUUCUAGACUCAAACAAUGUACAUAUACAGUUGUGUGCUUCACUAAUAAGAACGAAAGACAUUAUUGCAGGUGUAACACAUCGAGUUAAACUUGUUGCUGCGUACUUAUGUUAUGAGUUUUAUACCCCUUGUAUGAUAUUUCCCCUUUUAACUUUAAUUAUCAAAAAUGUUCAUGUAGAUAACUUGAGACGAGCACACCUUUCAGUUUCUCUACUCGUUUACGGUAUAAUGAGAGCAAGAGUUUCCAAUAAAGUAUUUGUAGUGCAUAGAUUUUUCAAAUUCGAAAUCGUAUAUAUGAAAUAGAUAAAAUUGCCAGGACAGUGCGAAAUAAUAUCACAUUUUUCCCUAAAAGGAAUAUAAGCAUGCGAAUUAUCUUGUCUCGGUUCAGAGAUUAUUCCGUGCUGAGAAACAAUUUUUAGUUUUGAAUUAAAUUUUGGUUGCGUAUGGUUUCGUAAGUAAUCACAAUCGUACAUAAUUUUCCCCUUGAUACACGUGGAAAAAUCUGAUUCGAUGUUUACGCUGUCUUUCCUGAGUAAAUAUAACCAACACGAGUGACGAAUACACACGCCUCAGGUUUUGCUGUUGAACCAAUGUGAAAAUUUCUGUUUGUAACUUGUUCGUAAUCAGUAUUCCAUUAUGAGGUUAUGUGUCGUGUUUGCUGUGCUGUUUUUCGUCGAAGCCGUCAUCGGACAAUUUGCAACCGUGCGAAUGAAGAGUGUUGUUGUGAAAGAUGACGAAGAAGACGAUGAUUUUGUAGCUACUGAAGAAUGGCAAACAGUGAAAAAAGGCCAGUCUGUACCAAGUGGGCUUCAUGUGAGACUAAAUCUGGAGACAGGAGAGACAGAAGCGAAACUUCUUGAUCCAAGUGAGAGACCAGGGGCUACUGCUGUUGCACCUGUAUAUGAUGAAGCAGCCAAGGAUGAAAACUCCGAUAUUACCGAAAAUAAAGAACGAAUUAGGGAGUCUAUUUUGAAUAUAGAAAGUGUUGAAGAUUCUAUAACAACAGAAGAGGACAUUGAACGAGUGCGGAAGAGAUUUAGAUCCUAUGAUGAAUUGAAAAAGAAAUUUGAAGAAUUAAACUUGAAUAUAAAAACUGAUCUAGAAUUAUUGAAUGAGUUGCUUGCAAAGUUCAGAGCAAGUGAACUGAAAGAGGAUGAGGGUGAAGAUGAAUUAAUAGCUAUUUUGACUGAUCUAGAAUAUAUGGUGCACCAAGUGGACAAUGCAAAGGAGUUUGUUCAAGCAGGAGGGAUUUUGGAGAUACUGCCAUUGCUGAAUGCCACCUCUCCGCGACUACGUUCAGUCGCAGCACACUUAUUGGGCUCAGCAGCGCAGAGCAAUCCUAGAGUGCAGAUUGCUCUGCUAGAGGCAGGUGCACUUCCAGCACUCGUUCGUGCUGUUGCACUAGACACAGAUCCCACAGUUCGUUCUCGUGCACUGUUUGCCUUAUCUUGCCUUAUUCGCAAUUUUCCAAUUGCUCAGGCACAGUUUGUAACUGAAGGAGGUUUGUCAGGCCUUGCAGAAUUGUUUGCUGGUGGUGAUAGCCAUGACAAACUAAAACUCCAGCUGAAAGUUGCAACUCUGCUGCAAGAUCUACUGCAAGAACGUACCGAUGCUCUUAUGGCUGAAGAUAAACAGAGAGAAGAACGAAUAAGGCAGUAUGAACAAGCUGGUUUGGAGGCUCAUCUCUCUGAACAAGGCUGGUGCCGGAGGGUUGUCCAGUUGCUAGCAAGCCAGGCUCAAGUUCCUGCAGAAGGCUUCAAUAAGGUUCGACGGGAUGACUUCAGUUCUGCAGUAUCCCAGGGAGUGCCUGUUUUAACACACCAUGAUGCUGUAGAGAAGGCCGCAGGCGCAGUGCUUGCAUUGGCACGAGGACCAUGUCACAAAGAAUAUCGCGGAAACAGUCGGCUAAUUUCAGUAAUUAAUGAACUCCGUGUGUGGUACAGUGAACUAGCAUCACGAGAGACACAGCCAGAUGGACAGUACUUCUCUGGUCUUUUUGAGCUUUUUGAUCAACUUAGUAUUGAAGUUGGAAUCAAAACUGGAACUAAAGAUGAACUUUGACUGUGAUUGAGUGUGAAAUAAAUUGUGCAUUAUAUGAAAGUUCCUAGGACAUGGUUCAUAGUCUUAUGAUUUUUUGUGUAUGUGUUUGUAUAAAUAGUAUGUGGACUUUUGCAAUUAAAUUUGAGACUUGAUCCGCAUACAAAACAACAAAGGGACCCUCUGCUAAGUGGAGAUUGUUUUGGAUGGAAAUAGUGUUUAUGGAAGUAUGUUGAAUUCAUUUUUUAUUAAAAUUUGAGAUGUAUUUAUUUUUUGUAGCUUGUGCAGCUAAUAAUUUUAAAUUUAUUUUUGAAGGGAGAA